Malus domestica (apple) is the source of this 750-nucleotide messenger RNA. Its product is annotated as protein DETOXIFICATION 17-like. Gene Ontology annotation, cellular component: membrane. Gene Ontology annotation, biological process: transmembrane transport. The record is from RefSeq and is a predicted model, not a curated record. Lineage: Eukaryota; Viridiplantae; Streptophyta; Magnoliopsida; Rosales; Rosaceae. Gene Ontology annotation, molecular function: xenobiotic transmembrane transporter activity; antiporter activity.
AUGGACUGGAUUUUCAAAGGAGGCCUUCCAUGGAAUUUCCAGUUUUCUGAAACUAUCUAUUCCUUCAGCUAUAAUGAUCAGUUGGUUGUUUGUUUUAUGACAUUGAACAACUUAGAAAUGUGGUGUUUCGAAAUGAUGGUCCUCUUAUCUCGCCUUCUUCCUAAUCCAAUGCUGGAAACGUCAGUCCUCUCAAUCAGCUUAAACACAAGUGCAUUGACUUACAUGAUUCCGCUUGGACUUGGUGGUGCAGCAAGAGUUUCAAAUGAAUUUGGCGCUAGGCGAUCACGAUUGGCCCGUCCAGCAACAUUUGUUACACUUUUCAUGGUUGCUACUGAAGGAAUUGUGGCCGUUGCUGUCAUUAUAUUGGGUCAAAAAGUUUGGGGUUACUGUUCCACAACAAAGAAAGAAGUUGUGGACUAUGUUGGAGAAAUAUUACCGUGGGUUGCAAUAUCCCACUUUAUUGAUGGAAUUCAAUCCGUGCUUUCAGGUGUUAUACGAGGAGGUGGACAACAGAAAAUUGGGGCUUAUGUUAAUCUAGGAGCUUAUUAUCAAAUGGGAAUUCCUACUGCAGUAUUAUUAGCUUUUGUCCUGGACAUUGGAGGAAAGGGUCUUUGGAUUGGAAUUACAGUGGCCUUGUUUGUGCAAGCAUUAUGUCUUUCAAUCAUAAUCACAUGCACUGACUGGGAGAAAGAAGUGAAGAAAGCUUCUGAUAGAGUGUACAAAACAAUGGCCGCUGCAGAUGCAGUAUAG